Aspergillus mulundensis is the source of this 225-nucleotide messenger RNA. Its product is annotated as mitotic-spindle organizing protein 1. The transcript is spliced from 3 exons. Gene Ontology annotation, biological process: mitotic spindle assembly; microtubule nucleation by interphase microtubule organizing center; gamma-tubulin complex localization. The coding region runs from base 1 to 225 and encodes 74 amino acids. The record is from RefSeq and is a predicted model, not a curated record. Gene Ontology annotation, cellular component: spindle; interphase microtubule organizing center; gamma-tubulin ring complex. Lineage: Eukaryota; Fungi; Ascomycota; Eurotiomycetes; Eurotiales; Aspergillaceae.
AUGCCCACUCAAUCCGACGAUAAACGCCAGGCUGCGCGCGAAGUCAUUGACAUUCUUCAAGAGAUCUCAAUUCUCCUUAACACGAAACUAGACCGGACAGAGCUGUCUCUUUGCGUGUCUUUGAUCGAGAAUGGGGUCAACCCUGAUGCCCUUGCGACUGUGAUCAAGGACUUAAGGAGAGAAGUUGAAUUGAGUUCCCGCUCUCCGAAUGAGUCUUCGGAAUGA